AUGGAUCGGUAUAUCAUUGGGGCCCCAAUUGGUGAGGGCCGCUUUGGUGUUGUUCGCGCUGCAGUUGUAAAAGACUCUGGAAUGCCGGCUGCAAUCAAAUUUCUUACCAUGUCCCGUCUUGAUGAGGGUAUUCCACAUCCUACGGCGCGAGAACUACUCGUUGCCAUGCGUUUGGUUCACCCCUUUAUUAUCCGUACGUAUGAAAUAUUUCCUGCUGGCUGCUCCCUGGCGUUGGUGAUGGAGCGUUGCAAGGGCGAUCUGGCCGUCGUUCUCUCGGGGAGAAGUCCCAGCAACCCGCUUCCCGCAUGGAAGGCGAAAUCUCUGUUUAAGAUGCUACUGUUGGCGUUAGCAUACAUGCACAGCGAAGGUGUUCUCCAUCGUGAUGUGAAGCCUUCCAAUUGCUUCUUGACCGAGGAGGGAGAACUACGCCUUGGCGAUUUUGGGUUGAGCCGUGUGUGGGAGAAGGAGGCGUCCAUGACGCACGAGGUGGUUUCGAGGUGGUACCGGGCUCCCGAGUUGCUCCUGGGUCAGCGACACUAUGGAACGGAAAUUGAUAUGUGGUCCUCCGGGUGCGUGUUUGCAGAACUGUUGCGCGGGUACAGUGGAGCAUUUUUUGCAGGCGAUGGUGAAAUCUGGCAGCUCUCACGCAUCUUUGACGUAUUGGGGACACCGACCCCCAAAUCCUGGCCUUCAGCUGUCUUGCUUCCAGAUUGGGGAAAGGUACAUUUUGAGCCCAAGUCUCCUCGUUCUCUGCGUGCGUUUUUUCCAGACGCCUCCGACUUUGCGUUGGAUUUGCUGCAGCAGUUACUCUGCUUGAAUCCGCAAAAGCGUUUGACUGCUGCUGCCGCUCUUCGUCAUGCCUACUUUAGCGAAGACCCAACUUAG
Molecule: messenger RNA, 885 nt
Organism: Trypanosoma conorhini
Lineage: Eukaryota; Euglenozoa; Kinetoplastea; Trypanosomatida; Trypanosomatidae
Product: protein kinase
Exons: 1
Coding region: 1-885 (294 amino acids)
Biological process (GO): protein phosphorylation; positive regulation of transcription by RNA polymerase II
Cellular component (GO): nucleus; cytoplasm; transcription factor TFIIK complex
Molecular function (GO): RNA polymerase II CTD heptapeptide repeat kinase activity; ATP binding; cyclin-dependent protein serine/threonine kinase activity
Source: RefSeq, a predicted model, not a curated record